GUUGCACACACUACUUUACUAAUAAUGCUCUUCACUAGUUACAACUUACAAGGAAAAAAACUAGCCGUUACUCAGAGUUUGUAACAAAAGAGAGCCUCUGAAACUGAACCCGGCAUUCUUUCUCUCUCUCACGCUCUCAACCCCCGCGCGCACCUACACUUCUUUAUGUCAUCACGUGCUCCUUCUCACUCCUCACUACAAAAACAAUUCCUUCAACUGUUCCCCUCAUGUUCCUACCUAUCUUUCUAUGCCCUUCUCCACUUCACUCACAACAACAAACACACUCUUCUUGUUCCUCUAACUCAACUCAACUCAACAUCUCUUAUUCUUUUUACAUUCAUUGUUUUUAUUUUCGUUAUGGUAGUGCAGGAAACCAACCCGACUUCACCACGUGGGGUGACAAAUGCUGACCAUGUUUCUUGUAAGAAGAAAGAAAGAUGGAAGAUUUGGUCCAAGAUGCACAACCCAUGUUGUUUUUUCUUUCUCUUGUGUGUUGUGCUUCCCACGUGCUUGAGGCCAGUUUCCUGUGAAGAGGAUGGUUGGGAUGGGGUGGUUGUGACAGCAUCAAACUUGUUAGCACUACAAGCAUUCAAGCAAGAGUUGGUUGAUCCUGAAGGCUUCUUGAGGAGUUGGAACGACAGUGGCUAUGGAGCAUGUUCAGGAGGUUGGGUUGGUAUCAAGUGUGCUCAGGGACAGGUUAUUGUGAUCCAGCUUCCGUGGAAGGGGUUGAGGGGGCGCAUCACAGAUAAAAUUGGCCAACUUCAAGGCCUUAGGAAGCUUAGUCUUCAUGAUAACCUAAUCGGGGGCUCAAUCCCUUCAACUUUGGGACUUCUUCCCAACCUUAGAGGUGUUCAGUUAUUCAACAAUAAGCUAACAGGCUCCAUCCCUUCUUCUUUAGGUUACUGCCCUUUGCUUCAGUCUCUUGACCUAAGCAACAACUUGCUCACAGGAACAAUCCCUUAUAGCCUUGCCAAUUCCACCAAGCUUUAUUGGCUUAACUUGAGUUUUAACUCCUUCUCUGGUCCAUUACCAACUAGCCUAACUCACUCAUUUUCUCUCACAUUCCUUUCUCUUCAGCAUAAUAAUCUAUCUGGCCCUCUUCCCAACUCAUGGGGUGGGAGUGGGAGUGAGAGUCCCAAGAAUGACUUUUUUAGGCUUCAAAAUCUGAUCUUAGACCAUAACUUUUUCACCGGAAAUGUUCCUGCUUCUUUGGGUAGCUUAAGAGAACUCAGUGAGGUUUCCCUUAGUCAUAACCGGUUUAGUGGAGCUAUACCAAAUGAAAUAGGAACCCUUUCUAGGCUUAAGACACUAGACAUUUCUAAUAAUGCCUUGAAUGGGAGCUUGCCUGCUACCCUCUCUAAUUUAUCCUCACUUACAUAUCUGAAUGCAGAGAACAACCUCCUUGACAAUCAAGUCCCUGAAUCUUUAGGUACAUUGCAUAAUCUUUCUGUUUUAAUUUUGAGUAGGAACCAAUUUAGUGGACAUAUUCCUUCAAGUAUUGCAAACAUUUCCACGCUUAGGCAGCUUGAUUUGUCACUGAAUAAUCUCAGUGGAGAAAUUCCAGUCUCCUUUGACAGUCAAAGUAGUCUAAAACUCUUAAAUGUUUCUUACAAUAGCCUCUCUGGUUCUGUGCCCGCUCUACUUGCCAAGAGAUUCAACUCAAGCUCAUUUGUGGGAAAUAUUCAACUAUGUGGCUACAGCCCUUCAACCCCCUGUCUUUCACCAGCUCCAUCAGAAGGAGUCAUUGCCCCACCUCCUGAAGUGGCAAUACACCGCCAUCAUAGGAAGCUAAGUACCAAAGACAUAAUUCUCAUUGUAGCAGGAGUUCUCCUUGUAGUCCUGAUAACACUUUGUUGCAUCAUGCUCUUCUGCUUGAUCAGAAAGAGAGCAACAUCAAAGGCAGAGAAUGGCAGAGCCAGAGCCGGCGGUACUAGCAUAGAAAAAGGAGUCCCUCCUGUUGCUGCUGGUGAUGUUGAAGCAGGUGGGGAGGUUGGAGGGAAACUAGUCCAUUUUGAUGGACCAAUGGCUUUCACAGCUGAUGAUCUCUUGUGUGCAACAGCUGAGAUAAUGGGAAAGAGCACCUAUGGAACUGUGUAUAAGGCUAUAUUGGAGGAUGGAAGUCAAGUUGCAGUGAAAAGAUUGAGGGAAAAGAUCACUAAAGGUCAGAGAGAAUUUGAAUCAGAAGUUAGUGUUCUAGGAAAAAUUAGGCACCCCAAUGUUUUGGCUAUGAGGGCCUAUUACUUGGGACCAAAAGGUGAAAAGCUUCUGGUUUUUGAUUAUAUGCCUAAAGGAAGUCUUGCUUCUUUCCUACAUGGUGGUGGAACUGAAACAUCCAUUGAUUGGCCAACAAGGAUGAAAAUAGCACAGGACUUGGCUCGUGGCUUGUUUUACCUUCAUUCCCAGGAGAACAUUGUACAUGGGAACCUUACAUCUAGCAAUGUGUUGCUUGAUGAGAACACAAAUGCUAAAAUUGCAGAUUUUGGUCUUUCUAGGUUGAUGACAACUGCUGCUAAUUCCAACGUCAUAGCUACUGCUGGAGCAUUGGGAUACCGUGCACCUGAGCUCUCAAAGCUUAAGAAAGCAAACACUAAAACUGAUAUCUACAGUCUUGGUGUUAUCUUGUUAGAACUCCUAACGAGGAAGUCACCUGGGGUGUCUAUGAAUGGAGUAGAUUUGCCUCAGUGGGUUGCUUCUAUUGUCAAAGAGGAGUGGACAAAUGAGGUUUUUGAUGCUGACUUGAUGAGAGAUGCAUCAACAGUUAGUGAUGAGUUGCUAAAUACAUUGAAGCUUGCUUUGCACUGUGUUGAUCCUUCUCCAUCAGCACGACCAGAAGUUCAUCAGGUGCUCCAGCAGUUGGAAGAGAUUAGACAAGAGAGAUCAGUCACAGCUAGUCCUGGCGAUGAUCCUAACAUCAUAUAGGACAAAUUUUGCAUUGAACCUUUUCUUUCAUUUUUUUUUGCAUGCCAGAAGUAGUAGUAGGUCCAUUAUAUACAUAUUCUAUAAUUCUUUCAUUCUUAUAUUAAUUUUGCCAAUUUGAAUGCUUGAGUUUGUAAAUACUACAUACUAUAUAAUAAGGUGGAUUCCCUCUCCCCCAAAGUUGGUGUGUGAUUCUGUUUCCUCCAAGGAAUAUAAUAGUUGAAAUAAUUGCUCUCAGGAACAGUUGUUGUUUCU
Cajanus cajan (pigeon pea) is the source of this 3171-nucleotide messenger RNA. RefSeq names its product putative leucine-rich repeat receptor-like protein kinase IMK3. Gene Ontology annotation, biological process: protein phosphorylation. NCBI's taxonomy places the organism in Eukaryota, Viridiplantae, Streptophyta, Magnoliopsida, Fabales, Fabaceae. The record is from RefSeq and is a predicted model, not a curated record. Gene Ontology annotation, molecular function: protein binding; ATP binding; protein kinase activity.